AUGACCGUAAAGGACGAACAGUUAUGUCAGUUGAGGUGCUUUGUUGAGGAAACCUGCAAAUCCUACAAUCUUGGUCCGCCUGAGAGUGGAGGAGAAGGAAAACGAGUCUGUGAACUGAGCAGCUCCCACCAUGUUCUGCACCCGGAUUACCUUGUGUCAAAAUCUGGAUUUAUCUACCGUCCAUCAGUGAACACCUUUUACCAUUCUGAACCUGUUGUAGUUUCAGACGUGGAUGAAUGUGCAGUUGACACUCAUGACUGUGCUGCUGAUACAGAUUGUAUCAACACCGAGGGCUCAUUCCUAUGUUCGUGUCGAGUGGGAUAUGUUGGAGAUGGAAAAUCAUGCCAAGUUUUUGAUUCUUUUUCAGGUUUUCCUUUCCGUUUAAGGCUCGAUGGUACUAAAGAACCUCUCAGCUUAAGUGGAGCGGCCAGGUUCACUGUAGCAGAGGGUAAUAUCACAGCACUGUACCUGGAUGGCAGUCCACUGACCUAUGCUGUAACGCCAGCCAUUCCAAUCCUUAUCACAGGUUUCACCAUUUCUGUGUGGAUCAAGCUGCUUAAGUAUCCCAAGAGCUUUCAACCUAUCUACGGUGACUGGUCGUCGAAUGCAUCAUUUGCCUUGUCUGUUAAUGAAGAUGGUAGACUAUGUACAGAGGCAAAAAGACCAGCUCCUGCUACGGACAAUGUCUUCUCUACAUGUGGAAACCUGCAUGUUAUUCCAUUAAACAAGUGGACUCAUGUGGGAAUGACUUGGAGGAAAAACCAACUUAAUGGUAAAUUGUUCUUAAAUGGAAAGGCUUUUCAGUACCAUGUCCGCGAAAAUCCACUUCUUGCCUUCAAGAAUUCAGGGCGUUUACUGCACGACAUUGGGUUCAGGGAGGACACUGGUGACACAAUACAAGCAUAUUUGAGUGAUUUUGUAAUCUUAAGUCGUGGAAAAAAUGAGAAAUAUUUUAAACAGGAACUCUUUGAAAACCACCCACUCAGCAAGUUUACCUAAGCCAAAGCCUUGGAAAUAUGAAUUGUUCAUGGACCUGAAAAAAAUCAAUCUCUGCUUUGUAGAUCACGUGUUGGAGCAUUUAAAUCAGAACUCGGAAAUACACGAGCCUGUUAUGACCCUCGGCUGAGUCUCCAAGAUGCAAUUUUUGGCCAA
Stylophora pistillata is the source of this 1152-nucleotide messenger RNA. RefSeq lists its product as uncharacterized. Lineage: Eukaryota; Metazoa; Cnidaria; Anthozoa; Scleractinia; Pocilloporidae. The record is from RefSeq and is a predicted model, not a curated record.